UAUCAGGGUUGACCAGGCAGAAAGGGCUUGGUCGGGGUGUCACCGGUCUGUCCGUGUGCCUCUGGACGUCAGAUAACCUGGCUCACGACGCUGCUGCCGCUGAAGCCCCGUAGAUGAAUCUCCUCCUCGGCUAUGCUGCCCUGAGAGCGCCGCGAGUAUCCGCCCUGCCAAAAUGUCUGAUGUCAACAAGACUAUUCAGAAAUGGCACGCCAGUUUUAAGAAAGGCACAGACUUUGACUCGUGGGGACAAUUAGUGGAGGCUAUAGAUGAGUACCAAAUACUGGCAAGACAGCUGCAAAAAGAGGUCCAGUCAGCCAAUUCAUCAGACUUUACAGAGGAGCAGAAGAAAACUUUAGGCAAGAUCGCAACAUGCCUGGAGAUGAGAAGUGCCAGUUUGCAGUGCACUCAGUCAAACGAGGAGUUCAAGUUAGAAGACCUGAAGAAACUGGAAACCAUAAUAAAGAACAUACUCACCUAUAAUAAAGAGUUUCCUUUUGAUGUCCAGCCGGUGCCUUUAAGGAAAAUCCUCGCUCCGGGUGAGGAAGAGAACCUCGAGUUGGAGGAAGAGGAGGAUGCUGCAGCAGGAGCAGGUUCAACAGAGGCAUUCCCUCCGCGAGCUCCUGCUUCACAAGGUACCUUGUUGCCACGGUUACCCUCAGAACCUGGGAUGACUCUCCUCACAAUAAAGAUUGAGAAAAUCGGGUUGAAGGAUGCAGGGCAGUGCAUUGAUCCUUAUAUGACCAUCAGUGUUAAAGAUUUGAAUGGCGUCGAUUUGAACCCAGUACAGGACACCCCUGUUGCCUCCAGAAAAGAAGACACUUACAUUCACUUUAGCGUGGAUGUAGAAAUCCAGAGACAUGUAGAGAAACUACCAAAAGGAGCAGCUAUCUUCUUUGAAUUCAAGCACUACAAGCCUAAAAAGAGGUUUACCAGCACAAAAUGUUUUGCCUUUAUGGAAAUGGACGAGAUCAAACCCGGGCCGAUCGUAAUUGAACUGUACAAGAAGCCAACAGACUUCAAGAGGAAGAAACUGCAGCUUCUCACAAAGAAACCACUCUAUCUCCACCUUCAUCAGACAUUACACAAAGACAGCUAAGUCCAAGCACGCCUCAAAACCACCCCGGUUAAUUCCCCCACACAUCCAGCAAAAUGUGGCGUCUCCUCCUCAUCAUCACAUCCAGCAAUAGCAACUGGAAGCUGUGGUGUUUCACAUCAGUGUGUGAAGAGAGAAAUGUGAACUGAGCCAGACGUUAGUCACAUCAGCUCGCGCACACACCUUUUUCUUUUCUGUUGCAGGAAAUCCAUUUUUUAAUUUCCUGGGGUUUUAUAGGCCAGCAGUAGCAUGUUGAAGCAGCUUAAACCACCUCGUGUUCAGUCUUCCUUACAAAGCCCACAGAUUUUUGGGAAAUAGGGACACAAAAGUGAUGUCACUUGAGCCGAUGUUAGAUUUAGAGAUUUGGCUCAUCGUGUUUGUCCCCACUAGACUCUGGACUUUUAAACAUGAACCAGCAAAACAUUAACCCCUAAACCACACCACACAGGAACAAUUAGCCCCUUGAUGCAUUGUCAGUCUCUUGUGUUCAUGCCUGGGUUGCUUGUUGCUGUUACAUACAGUUUUAACCAUGGACAGUUACGUUUUCUUUUCAAUGAUUUAAAUUUAGUCUAUCUAACUAUCUGGAUUUAUUGAGUGGCAUAUGGCAAAGUUAGCACAACUGAACAUCAACAGCAGAGCCACAAAAAGUGCUAAAUUCCCAGAGUCUGGGCUAAUCUCUGUAGCCAGGAAUGUCUGCAUAAUCUUUUACAGUGUGUAAUUAUUCAUAACUCAUCUGACACAGUUAUACAUAUGAAAUUAUAAAACAAAGAUCAACAUUUUCUAUUAACUUUCUUGCCUCAUUUCUAUCUUUUAAAAUUGAGAUUUGCUUUGAAUGAAUCAAUGAAAAGGGUCCAGAAAUGUAGCUUGUUGUUCUGUUGACCUUCAAUUUAUUUUUAGCAUUAACAUCUAUAACUUUAAUUUUGCUUUAAUUUAUACACAAAUUUAUAUUAUUUAAUUUUGGUAAAUACAUUUGCGUGCUUUUUUUGACAAAGUAAGACGAACACACUGAUAUCACUCAUACUUGCACGGUGAAUAUGAAGCAAACACCAGCAGCCCAGCUUAAUGUAACAUAAAAUCUGCCUUGCAGGGAGUCUUACUAACAUGUUUAUUCUACCUGAAGUGUCAAUGUGUUUCUUUAAAAUGACAAGAACACAUUUAAACUCACUCUAACUGAACGCUAAACCUAUUUGAAUGACAGUUAUGACAUGUUUAGUGUUCAUUCAGCAGUGGCAUUUUUUUAAAAAUGUAAAUGGUGCACUUAUAUGUUAAUACAUUAAAGCUUUUCUACAUUUUAAUAGGUUGGAAAGUUAUGUGUUCUUAUUCAUUUUAAGAACUGUGUUGGAAUUCAAAUGCUCCCCAUUAUUCAGUGUUAAGUCUUCAGUAUGGUUUUAGUUCAGUGUGCUUACAUCCUGUCUAGACUAUGAAUUUGUAAAGAACUAAAUGGAUGCAGCAUAGUUUGCAUGUUGUGUUUUAAGACCAUUUUUUAAAAGAAACAUUGAGUCUUGCAGAUCAAGAUGUUUUAUGUGUACAGAAGAGAAGCUUCUAAGAGACUGGUCAGGGGAGAAAAAUCUCUAAUACUGCAGUAACUUUCCAUUCUGUGGCAGCACGACUUCUUCACUGACAUUAACGCUGUAAUAUUUGCUUUUAGAUUUAAUUUUUUUUAUCACAAAAAUCCAGACUGUAAAUGAACCAUUUGACUAACUGAUGAAUUAACAGUGAAUGUGUGUAUGAAGUGCAGCAGUUUCGGGUUGUUUUCGUUUUGUUGACAUGUUGAUGAUAGCUUUGUCAAACAUUUACAAUGCUUUUUAUUUCUAAUAAACUACAAAUGAGGCAG
Messenger RNA from Melanotaenia boesemani (Boeseman's rainbowfish), 2927 nucleotides. RefSeq names its product axin interactor, dorsalization associated (gene aida). The coding region runs from base 173 to 1096 and encodes 307 amino acids. The record is from RefSeq and is a predicted model, not a curated record. Gene Ontology annotation, cellular component: membrane. Gene Ontology annotation, biological process: determination of ventral identity. Lineage: Eukaryota; Metazoa; Chordata; Actinopteri; Atheriniformes; Melanotaeniidae. Gene Ontology annotation, molecular function: phosphatidylinositol binding. The transcript has 11 exons.